Poeciliopsis prolifica (blackstripe livebearer) is the source of this 1898-nucleotide messenger RNA. It is a transcript of the gene st6galnac5b, whose product is annotated as ST6 (alpha-N-acetyl-neuraminyl-2,3-beta-galactosyl-1,3)-N-acetylgalactosaminide alpha-2,6-sialyltransferase 5b. Gene Ontology annotation, biological process: oligosaccharide metabolic process; ganglioside biosynthetic process. Gene Ontology annotation, molecular function: alpha-N-acetylgalactosaminide alpha-2,6-sialyltransferase activity. The coding region runs from base 262 to 1251 and encodes 329 amino acids. The transcript has 5 exons. The record is from RefSeq and is a predicted model, not a curated record. Lineage: Eukaryota; Metazoa; Chordata; Actinopteri; Cyprinodontiformes; Poeciliidae.
UGUCUGUAAUGAAAGCAAAAAGCACCAUGUGUCAAACCAGAAACCAGGAGCAUUCUGGGAGUGUGAUGCGCUUAGGACCAUGAGGAGCGCUUUGCAGAAGGAGACUGGGCCGGGCAGCGGAGUUAUUGGAGCGUCGCUCUCGGUUGCAGUUCGCGGAUCCCGGUGAUGCUGCCGACCGCUCCGGCGUUGCGCAUGCCGAGGAGCACCCCUCCCUCACGCCCGGUCCCGGUAGGAUGAAGACUCGCUGUGUGCGCUGAAGCAAUGAGGGAGGGAAUCAAGAUGAAGAUGAGAGUGGGGGUCGGUGGCAUCAUCAUCGUUACCAUGGUUACAGGAUUUAUUGUCGUGUACAACAGCAGCUCUUGUGGGAGACGGCCUUCCUCUGCGUCCAGAUCACUGCACUCCCACCACGAGGAUGCUCCAGCCACAAAGAGAAAGCAGAGUGUGCAAGUUUCCACUCUGGAAGGGGUUGCAGGUAUCACUGACCUGAAGCCUCUGAAGAUGCACUGCAGGACGUGCGCCCUGGUGACCAGCUCUGGCCACCUGACUGGCGGCAACAGGGGCGAGGAAAUCGAUCGCUCGGACUGCGUCAUUCGAAUGAACGACGCUCCCUGCGCAGGGCAUCACCUGGACGUGGGAAGGCGCACGAGUCUCCGCGUCGUGGCUCACUCCAGCCUGCAGAGGGUGCUCCGGGGCAGACAGGAACUGCUCAACGGGAGCCAGGACACAGUGUUCAUCUUCUGGGGUCCAAGCAGCUGCAUGAGACGGGACGGUAGAGGCCAUGUGUACAACAACCUCAGACUGUUAAAACACCUACUGCCCAAACUUAAAGUGUACACGAUCUCCCGGUCCAAGAUGCUGAAAUUUGAUGAGUUAUUCAAGAAGGAAACAGGCAUUGAUAGAAAGAGCUCCAACUCCUGGCUGAGCACCGGCUGGUUCACCAUGUCUAUGGCCCUGGAGCUGUGCGACAGGAUUGACGUGUUCGGCAUGGUGCCCCCCGAUUUCUGUAGAUCCUCUUUACAUCCCACGGUCCCGUAUCACUACUACGAGCCAUCGGGGCCAGACGAGUGCGCCAUGUACCUCCUUCACGAGAGGAGUCGGAAAGGAAGCCACCACCGGUUCAUCACGGAGAAGACUGUGUUUUCAAACUGGGCUCAAACUCUGAACAUCCACUUUUACCAGCCGGACUGGAAGCCCACGCCCGUCUUCACACAUGUGAACAACUCACGAGCUCCGAGUCCAGCCGGAUCCUGAAUCUGUCUCCACAGACGAUCCCUGCAGGAGAGAGUUUCCAGUUUCCAGGGAGAAUAUUCCCCCUCAGAUCAACCAGGGCUGGCCCAAGGUUGAACCGGACUAGGUUUUUGACAUCACAUUCAAAUAGGAUCAUACUACAGUACUAGACUUUUUAUGUGUUGAAAAAAAAAACAUUUUAGGAUAAAUUACCUGUAAUCUGUAAAUAAAUUCCUUACAAUCAUAUACUGAAAAUUAUUCGGUUCUGUUUUAGACUUAUUUGCAAACUGUUACUGUGUGUGAAAUGUGAUAAAAAUGGCACAAUUAUCAAAACAUCAGGUAAAUAUUUCUUUAGUAAAUGAAAUGUCAAAUAACAUUCAGUUCUUUUUUAUGUAUUUUUGAAACAGUGCUGCAAAUUUCUGAGGCAAAAAGUGACACAUCAGGACUCAUUGUGAAUAAACCAAACAGGAAUGCAAAAAAUUCAUAGGCAUGUUAUCGGCCUGGAAAGGCCGAUCACUGCGAGAAGCAACUUAUUUCCAAUAUCUAAAGCAAAGCAGGAUUCACUUGCCUCUGCUAAAGUUGUUUUUUAUGAUGCAACAAUAAGAAAAAUCUUGGGCAGAUGUCACACCGAUGAGAGGCCUAAACCGCCUCUGACCGAAAAGACCGCAAAG